Messenger RNA from Grus americana (Whooping crane), 1508 nucleotides. It is a transcript of the gene NMRK2, whose product is annotated as nicotinamide riboside kinase 2. The coding region runs from base 138 to 740 and encodes 200 amino acids. Gene Ontology annotation, cellular component: cytoplasm. NCBI's taxonomy places the organism in Eukaryota, Metazoa, Chordata, Aves, Gruiformes, Gruidae. The transcript is spliced from 8 exons. The record is from RefSeq and is a predicted model, not a curated record.
ACCCGCCUUUUCCUUCAAUGAAAUAGUUAAGGCAAGGCAGAGCUGAGUGAGGGGAAGUUUGUUCUGCUGAAAGUAGUUUCAGCAUUUCUAAAUUUUUCGUCUCACUGCAUUCCUGCUAAGGAGGCAAGUCGACAAAGAUGAAAUACAUCAUAGGCAUCGGAGGUGUCACCAACGGGGGCAAAACCACCUUGACCAACAGGAUCAUCAAGGUGCUCCCCAACUGCUGUGUGGUCCAUCAGGAUGACUUCUUCAAGCCACAAGAUCAAAUAGAAGUCGGGGAAGACGGCUUUAAACAAUGGGAUGUGUUGGACUCCUUGGAUAUGGAGGCAAUGGUGAGCACUGUGCGUGCGUGGAUUGAGAACCCAGUGAAGUUUGCCCGUUCCCACGGGGUGAAUGUUACGCCUGGCUCUAAAGAGCCAGCCUCCAAAGAUAUCCAUAUUUUGGUCAUUGAAGGCUUCCUGCUUUAUAAUUACAAACCACUGAUAGACCUCUUUGACAUACGCUACUACCUGGCAGUGCCAUACGAUGAAUGCAAAAGGAGGAGAAGUACUCGUAACUACACUGUUCCCGACCCACCGGGUCUCUUUGAUGGACACGUCUGGCCCAUGUACUUAAAGCACAGGAAAGAAAUGGAGGACAGUGGCGUUGAUGUUGUUUAUUUAGAUGGCCUGAAGUCUAGAGAUGAACUUUACAAUCAAGUGCUUGAAGAUAUCCACAACAAGAUUUUAAAUUGCUUAUAGGUGAUGACACUGGCCUGGAAACCUAGUUCAGACGUCACAACAAGAGAGAUUCUCGGAGGUGAACAGCGCUUCAGAUGUCUUUAAAGUGCUGGUACGGAACCAGUUUUGUGUCAGCCUCGGCUUCUCGGCCUUUCUCGCUUCACGCUCAAAACAAAUUAGCAUGUAAAGAUACUAUAGGCAAGUGCUCCCAAGAUUAGAAGUAUGGACAGAAGUUGCUAUUUCUGCCUUUUGCAACCCAAAUAAGAAUGUCAUUUGGUCCUAAAGCCUCCAGCUACCUGAACCUCAAGAGGUGGAAAUGGCAGUAUUUCUGAACUUAUACUCCAGAAGGCAAAUCAAUGGGACUUCUCAGGAAACACGAGUAGCAGCCUUGUAUUAAAACUGCUACCUGAGGGAACUUUUCCGGAACUAGCCCUGCAAGUGCCAUCCUCAUUUUGGUUUGAAACAAACAGCAUUUAAAUGUUCACUUUGUACACGUGCAGUCUAUUUACCAAUAGAUUUUUUUCGUUAACUCACUGUGAAGGUGUCCUAAGGAAUCUAUGUCCUUUACACCCCUGUGGAGGAGCUCACACCCAACUAGGUUAUGUACUUUUGGUAAAAUCCUGCUUGAAAGUGCCCAACAGCACAUUACAACAACUCUGUACAACGUAUGUACAAGAGGUUCUGGUUUUUCAAAUGCUUCUGGGAGGUUGGUUUGAAGUCCACGGAUUUCUUACGCAUCCACACCCUCCCUUUCUAGUAAAACCAUAAAUAAAGUAUCAGUGGAAAUAG